Messenger RNA from Musa acuminata AAA Group (dessert banana), 4038 nucleotides. RefSeq lists its product as uncharacterized. Gene Ontology annotation, biological process: signal transduction. The transcript has 12 exons. Lineage: Eukaryota; Viridiplantae; Streptophyta; Magnoliopsida; Zingiberales; Musaceae. The coding region runs from base 190 to 3714 and encodes 1174 amino acids. The record is from RefSeq and is a predicted model, not a curated record.
AAGCCAUCCCUUUAUAAAGCGACCGGAGAGAAGAGAGGCGAGGCGAACUCAAAAGGAAACGUGUGAUCCUUCGUCGAAUUGAUCUCGAUCGAUACCUUCCCAUUCCCAUUCUUCUUCGGGUUUGGUCGGAGGAGUCUCUACUUGGCCGAUUCCUUCGUGGAGGGUUUGUGGAGCGACCGUGGUAGGCCGAUGGAUUCGUGCGGGGCGGUGGAGUCACCGGAGGCAAGGCCUGCGGCGGUGGCGAUCGACUUCACCGAUGGGGACACGUCGCCAUCCCGCGCGAGGAUCCCGAGGAGGAUACGCCGGAGGCUCCUUGAGGGCAAGAGCAGCGGCGGCCGCUCGAGCGUGGAGGAGAUUGAAGCUAAACUCAGGGAUGCCGACCUCAGAAGACAGCAAUUUCACGAAUUGUUAUCGAGCAAAGCAAGGCCAAAACCAAGAAGCCCCUCAUGGUCAUCUCAAGAGGAUGAUCCUGGUCAACGGAUUGAAGCAAAACUUUUUGCGGCUGAGCAGAAAAGGUUGAACCUUUUGGCAAAGGCGCAGAUGCGGUUAGCUAGAUUGGAUGAGCUACGACAAGCUGCUAAAAGUGGUGUAGAAAUGCGUUUUGUAAAGGAACGUGAAGAGCUGGGUACAAAAGUUGAAUCCCGUGUACAACAGGCUGAGGCAAACCGUAUGCGCCUUCUUAAGGCUCAUAUGCAGAGAAGAGCUGCCAUUCGCGAGAGAACUGCAUCAUCUCUGUUGCAACGGGUAAUCCGAGAGAACAAACAUAAAGAGUGUGUGCGCUCUGCAAUCUUUCAGAAGCGUGCUGCUGCUGAGAAAAAACGUUUGGGAUUGUUAGAAGCAGAAAAGAAAAGAGCCCAUGCUAGAGUAGUGCAGGCACGCAGGGUAGCCAAAACUGUGUACCAUCGAAGAGAAACUGAAAGGAGAAGAUUGAAAGAGCAGUUAGAAUAUCGGCUCCAAAAUGCAAAGCGACAAAGGGCAGAGUAUCUUAAACAAAGAGGUGGCUCUCAUGGUUCUGCACGGAUCAAUUUGAUCAGACAUGGAGAUUUUCUUUCAAGAAAAUUAGCAAGGUGCUGGAGGCAGUUUGUGAAAUCAAGGAGGACUACUUUUGCCUUGGUUAAAGCUUAUGCAGCUUUGGGGUUAAACGAGAACUCUGUUAAACGUAUGCCAUUCGAACAAGUCGCUCUCCUUAUUGAAUCAUCCAAAACACUGGCGACAGCGAAAUCCUUGCUAGAUCGGUUGGAGAGCCGUAUCUCACUCUUACUUUCAUCUGGACCUUUAAGUGUCGAAAAUAUUAAUCAUCUGCUGAAGCAGCUAGCCUCUCCAAAUAGAAAAGUCCCAUCCGGUAGAACCUCAAGAGAGAGAGGUGGAACAAAAAGAGUGGCUGUCAGAGAAUCUAGAAGUUCUGAAACAAAGAUGUCAAGGUAUCCGGUCAGAGUAAUACUCUGUGCUUACAUGAUAUUAGGUCAUCCAAAUGCUGUUCUCAGUGGCCAAGGGGAGCGCGAAGUUGCCUUGAGGGAGGCAGCUAUAAACUUUCUUCGGGAGUUUGAAUUGUUAGUGAAUACCAUAUUGGAUGGUCCUAAAAGUGCUCACUCCUCGAGGCAAUCAUCACCUGAUGCCUUGUCUUUGAAUCAUCAUGAAGACUCCUCUACCGGUUUGCCUCGGGAACAGAAUUUUAGAUGCCAGCUGAGAACAUUCGACACGGCAUGGUGUUCUUACCUUUACAGGUUUGUGGUAUGGAAAGUGAAAGAUGCUAAAUCUCUGGAGGAAGACCUUGUGAGAGCUGCUUGUCAAUUGGAACUGUCGAUGAUGCAGACAUGCAAGAUGACUGCAGAAGGACAGACAGUUGAUCUUAGUCAUGAUAUGAGGGCUAUUCAAAAACAGGUUAUUGAAGACCAGAAACUUCUGAGGGAGAAAGUGCAACACCUAGGUGGCAAUGCUGGAAUUGAACGAAUGGAAUGUGCUUUAUCAGAUACACGAUCCAAAUUCUUUGAAGCAAAAGAGAACGGUAGCCCUUUGGCAACAUCUGUUGCUCAUAUUUCAUCACCUUCAGCACCCGACACUUCAGGAAAAAAUGUGGUCUCUGUGCCUCAUGAGCAGAGUGUUGAUAUUAAAGGGAGAUCCAAUCAUGUUGUUCGUUCUCUGUUCGGUGCUUCAUCUUCCGCUCAGCCUACGGUUGGUGCAGAAAUUCAAAAUGUAGAUGUUCAGUCAAGUUUCAGAACGGUCACACAGUCGCCCACGGAAAAUGAACUGCUUGUCAAUGAGAUAAUGCAUUGGGGCAAUGGAAAUAUUGCUGAUAAUCUUGACCUCAAAGCUGAAGAGAUUGGUAUCCAGGUUAAAGAGACGAUGGAGAAGGCAUUUUGGGAUGGAAUAUUGGAUUCUCUAAAGGAAGACAGACCUGAUUACAGUAGAAUACUGGGUCUUGUCAAGGAAGUACGGGAUGAAUUAUGUGAAUUGGCUCCACAGAGUUGGAAGCAAGAUAUUCUCAAUAGUAUUGAUCUUGACAUUCUCUCCCAGGUCCUUGAGUCAGGCUCUCAUGACAUACAUUAUCUUGGAAAUAUUUUAGAGUUUGUGCUGACCAUGCUUCGGAAAUUAUCUACUCCUGCAAGUGAAGAUGACAUGAGAAAGGACCACCAGAAGUUGUUAAAUAGUUUGGAAGAUAUUGCUCGAUCUAAUGACAAACAGAACAACCUUUUUGUUAUUGCCGCAAUCAAGGGUCUGCGCUUUGUUUUGGAGCAAAUACAGACACUGAAGAAGGAAGUUAGUCUUGCCCGUAUAAAGUUGAUGGAACCAAUCAUCAAGGGAUCUGCCGGAUUGGAAUAUUUGCAGAAGGCAUUCAUGGACCGCUGUGGAUCUCCUGUUGGUGCUGCCAACUCUCUUCCAAAAACUUCUCGAUGGUUAUCCUCAUUUGUUGACAGUUUGGAAGAAGAAUGGAACGAGCACGUCGACCUCUGUUCUGUUCUAUCGGCAAGUCAUGGACUUCCUAUUACUACCCUCCGUACAGGUGGUGGCCUUUCAUCCUCAUCAAAACAGUAUGAUGUUCUUUUUAAUGCUUCAGGUGGUGACGAACUACCAGAAUGCAGUGGAGAAAAGGUGGACAAGUUGGUUCGGCUUGGUUUGCUAAAACUUGCGAGUGCAAUAGCCGGAUUGACAACUGAGAUGGCUCCUGAAACUCUUGAGCUUAAUGUUUUGAGAUUGAGAGCUGUUCAGAGCCAACUCCAGCAAAUAAUUUUUGUCGCAACAAGCAUUUUGGUUCUCCGACAAGUUGUCCUCAGCGAAAAAUCUGUUGCCCCUUCAGAGUUGGAAUCUGUAGUUUCAAAAACAGUCGAGGGGCUCUCCGAUCUCUUGAAGAAUUCACCUGAUGUAGGUUUUGAAGAGAUCACUGAGAUGAUGGUGAGCUUAUCUGGCUCAUAUUCAACUUCCUCUCCGGAAACAAAGCUUCAAAGCAGAAAGGAGAUUAUGGCAAGAAUGCUCACAAAAAGCCUGCAAAAUGACGAUGCCAUAUUCGCAAAGGUCUCACGGUCAAUUUACUUGGCUGUACGAGGAGUCGUACUUGGGGGGAGUGGUGCCCGAGGCCGGAAGCUGGCAGAUGCAGCACUCCGACGAGUUGGUGCCGCCAUGCUCUUGGACCAAGUGGUUAAUGCAGGCAACAUGAUUGUUAUAAUGGCAAUGGUCACCAGCCGAGUUCAUGGGCCGUGGUACAGGGUCUUGGUGUAAAGAUUCAGUGAUUCAGUUUGCAUCUUGUACGUAAGAAAUCAGCAUAAGCACUUCUGAUUGGAACCUGUGGGUAAGACCUGCAAGAUAUGGUGUUCAUGAUUCAACCUCUAGCGUACGUAGGGCUGCUUUUUUAGCUUUAAUCUGUUUAACAUUGCAAAGUGUUGGGGGAAGUAACUCUGCAUUGUUGUGUACAUAAUUGUAUAAAGAUGCAUAGAUAAAUGCGAAUGCAUUACAUGUUUCAGGUCCUUUGGUCGUAUGCACGUUGUUCCCUAAUGUAACCACCCUUAAUAUAAAGCUUUUAUGUUUUUGGGUUUGCCAGUUUAA